AAAAGGAAAAAACAGGAUGGCCCGUGCUUCGUUCCUCCUGAGACCAGCACACGCAGCAUCGGCCACACAUCGUGGAGGCCCGCGGAAAGCCUAAAAGGAAAGAGGAAACUUCUCAACAAUCUCGCCGCCUCGCCGCCGGCGGCCAUCGCGAUGAUCAGCAUCCUCGCGCAGGAGCGCCUCCUCGGGUUCGCCCUGGGCUCCGUCUCCAUGGGUGGUUUCGUCCUCCACCAGCGCCGCUCCAUCUACCGCUCCCUUGCCGACAACGACGCGGUCUCUGGUGGCGCAUCCUUCUCCUAUCAGACAAGCGAAACCACCGGUAGAGGAGUUUCAGCUGAGAUGGCUCACGUGUGGAACAAGGCAGUGGACGAGACACUUGGCCGGCUUGUUGUGUAUCUUAGCUCUCGUGGAUGGUAAUUCAAGCAUUGAGAGUGAAGCACUACUCGCUGAUCACGCGUUGUUGUGCUAAACUAAGAUACAUGUGCUCUGCUAUUUCUCAGUACCAAUGGUUGAUCAUAAUGCUUUCUUUUGCUUUUAAAAUGGGCGUGGAGGAUAAUAGUCAGAUUGGACCAAUGGCGCCUUCCUGCUACACAUUGUUCCCCAGAUGUAUCGUGGAUUCAGGGCCUACAGCCUAACCCUGUUAAAAUGUUUUAUUGCUGAAGCUA
Hordeum vulgare subsp. vulgare (domesticated barley) is the source of this 662-nucleotide messenger RNA. RefSeq lists its product as uncharacterized. NCBI's taxonomy places the organism in Eukaryota, Viridiplantae, Streptophyta, Magnoliopsida, Poales, Poaceae. The coding region runs from base 151 to 414 and encodes 87 amino acids. The transcript has 3 exons. The record is from RefSeq and is a predicted model, not a curated record.